Messenger RNA from Bufo gargarizans (Asiatic toad), 1674 nucleotides. It is a transcript of the gene TTL, whose product is annotated as tubulin tyrosine ligase. NCBI's taxonomy places the organism in Eukaryota, Metazoa, Chordata, Amphibia, Anura, Bufonidae. The record is from RefSeq and is a predicted model, not a curated record. The transcript has 7 exons. Bases 179 to 1312 code for a protein of 377 amino acids. Gene Ontology annotation, biological process: protein modification process.
CCAGAGUCUGGGAGGGGUCUGCACGUAGCUGGGUAGAGGAGCUGCCCGGUGUUCUGUCAGAAAAGCGUCUAUCGAGCAGGAUCCGACCCCGGUGUGGAGCGCCUCCCUAUACUGUAGCAUGGUGCAGGGGAGCCGAACAAUAGCGCCGCCUCGUACAUAGGGAGCCGCCCUGAGGACCAUGUAUACCUUCGUGGUGAGGGACGAGAACAGCACCGUGUAUGCCGAAGUGGCCAAGAUCCUGCUGGCCUCGGGACAAUGGAAGCGGCUGAAGAAGGACAACCCCAGGUUCAACCUCAUGCUGGGGGAGAGGAACAGGCUGCCGUUUGGGAGGCUGGGUCACGAGCCUGGCAUUGUGCAGCUGGUAAAUUACUAUCGUGGAGCAGAUAAGCUUUGUCGUAAGGCUUCCUUGGUAAAAUUAAUUAAAACGAGUCCUGAGCUUUCGGAGUCCUGCACGUGGUUCCCAGAAUCUUAUGUCAUUUACCCAACCAAUCAGAAGUCUCCUGUGGCAAAAGGAAGGAACGGGCUCCAAGAUCUAAUCAACAGCACCCGUACAGACGAGCGUGAAGAGUUUCUAGAAUCCUUUAACGGAAGGAAGGAGAGUGGAAAAGGAAAUGUGUGGAUAGCAAAAUCCUCAUCAGGUGCCAAAGGGGAAGGAAUCCUUAUAUCCUCUGAUGCAACCCAACUCCUAGACUUCAUUGACAAUCAAGGCCAAGUUCAUGUGAUACAGAAAUACCUAGAAACCCCACUGCUUCUAGAACCAGGACACCGCAAAUUUGAUAUCAGGAGCUGGGUCCUUGUAGACAAUCAGUAUAACAUUUUCCUGUAUCGUGAAGGAGUCUUAAGAACAUCUUCUGAACCAUACAAUGACGCUGACUUUCAAGACAUGACAAGCCACUUAACCAAUCACUGCAUUCAGAAGGAGCAUUCUAAAAACUAUGGCAGAUAUGAAGAUGGGAAUGAGAUGUUCUUUGAAGAAUUUAAUCAGUACCUUAUGACAUCCUUAAAUAUCAAUCUAGAAAACAGCAUCCUAUGGCAGAUAAAGCAAAUAAUAAGGGUCUGUCUGACUUGUAUAGAACCUGCCAUCAGCACAAAGCAUUUACCCUACCAGAGUUUCCAACUCUUUGGCUUUGACUUCAUGGUGGAUGAAGAUUUGAAGGUCUGGUUGCUUGAAGUCAAUGGUGCCCCUGCUUGUGCACAGAAACUGUAUGCAGAACUUUGUCAAGGCAUUGUAGAUCUAGCCAUCUCGACUGUCUUUUCUCUCAGCGACACUGUGCAGAAGCAGACCCAAGACAAUGCAUUCAUCAAACUCUGAAGCCUUACCUAUAUACUUACAAGCACUGCUGCCACAUAUUACUGGUUGAUAUCCAAUUCAUAUAUUUCGCCCACGAUCAUGCCAAUAGAUUGGAGAUUGUACAUGUCUAGAUAGAGUGAAACUAUUGAAAGAGCAGACGAUGAGGCGAAAUGAACUGGAUUCUGCUUUUAUGAUUUUACAUGCCAAGCAUUUUGUUUUUUAUAUAUAAAUAUAUAACUUAUUUUUUAUUUAAGUGUAAAUGAUGGAUGCACAUUUUAGUCAGGGCUUCAGUUUUGUUUCUUUUUUAUGGAUGUUUAGCGCUUGAAUGCUUUUAUGUCUAUACAUUUUUACAAACCUAUGAAGUAAAAGCCUUACUAAAGCAA